AUGUUUAACGCAAAUGAAGAGGAUACGCAUACUAUAUCUAUAUUACAAAAAGAACUUGAUACCCUGACUAGGGAAACAGAAUGGUUACUGAAUUCUCAAAUUCCCAACGUGGUGUUGGACUUAAAAAGGGGACUAAAAGUAAAUAAUCCUGAUAAUACAAAUAAAAAUCUAGAUUCUGAGUUCUCAGGAAAUUCCACUUUAGCAAUAUCUUCUAAUAAUAAUGACUCGCUCAAAGGAUACGUCACCUUAAAUGGAAGCGAGAUAAUCAAAGGGGAAUUGCAAAUAAAAUUGCAUAAUUAUAAUCGGGGAAAUUUAAUCAAAUUCUCAAUUAGUCCACUAAAACCCUUUUUCGUUGAACAGAUUGGUGAUGCACAAAAUUAUAUUAAAGUAGCAUUGGACACACUUGAUUCCACUCAUGAGCCUUUUACAAAGCUAAGCGCGAUUGAGAUGUUUGAAACUACGUUAAAAUACAUCACAAAUAGCAGGAAUGCAUUUAUAAACAUAAAUGAAGAAAAGAACUUUCCAUACAAAACAUGUGAUGCUCAGAUGUUUGAUUCAUCACUUCCCGAGGGCAUUGCAAUAGAUUUCCGCAUAGAAGGUUUCGAAAUCGUUACUUCUGUAUAUGCUUUUCAGUUUCAAGCAGGGGCCACUACGACACCGACUACCACUAAACUUGUUCAACUUGGCGGGAUAUUGGGUACACAUAAGCAACCACAUAAAUUAUGUAAAUAUAAAGAUAAACUUACGACUAUUUUAGAUGAAAUAAUGGUGAAGUCGUUAGAUCCACGAUUAGAAGAGAAUGCUAUCGAACGAGGAUGGUAUAGUUGGUGGGAGACAAAAGGAUUUUUUGAAAAAUCGAAUAUAACUAAUUCCGAUGUAUCGGAUAACUUUGUCAUGAUUACGCCUCCACCUAAUGUGACCGGAAAUUUACAUAUAGGACAUGCGUUGACAUUUAGUAUACAAGAUGCCAUUGUGCGAUGGUGUCGUAUGUCCGGAUACCCUACAUCUUGGAUACCUGGGACUGAUCAUGCUGGCAUAGGUACUCAAUCGGUAGUUGAACAAAAACUGUUUAAAGAGAAAAAG
This is a messenger RNA of Ambispora leptoticha, 1083 nucleotides long. NCBI's taxonomy places the organism in Eukaryota, Fungi, Glomeromycota, Glomeromycetes, Archaeosporales, Ambisporaceae. The record is from the annotation of a GenBank genome assembly.